Molecule: messenger RNA, 3603 nt
Organism: Sarcophilus harrisii (Tasmanian devil)
Lineage: Eukaryota; Metazoa; Chordata; Mammalia; Dasyuromorphia; Dasyuridae
Gene: TMTC3
Product: transmembrane O-mannosyltransferase targeting cadherins 3
Exons: 15
Coding region: 543-3287 (914 amino acids)
Biological process (GO): protein O-linked glycosylation via mannose
Cellular component (GO): endoplasmic reticulum
Molecular function (GO): mannosyltransferase activity; protein binding
Source: RefSeq, a predicted model, not a curated record
CGACUACAGGGCGACGCUUUACGGCCCGAGUUCGAAACGAGAUCCCACCGCCUGUGGAGGGGAUAGGAGAUGAAGGAAGGGCGCUGAUUCCCGAGUGUACCGUAUCCUGAGGAGGAUGCGCUUUGCAUGCCGGGAAAUGUAGGCCAGAGCGAGUGCACGAAGCUGGGCAGUACCCGGCGUGCAGUGCGCCGCGUCUGAGCGGUGUGAGGAGCGUCCCCGGCGCGUCUCGAGCCACGCUCCAGAGGGACUUCCCCCUUCCCUUUGCGAGUUGGAACUUCCCGCGGGAUUGGUGUUUAAAGUGAGCUUUUCUCGUGUCUUCGCCUCCUGGGGGACAGUGAUCUUGUAUGCUGCCCUGGAAUAUGAAAAUAAUUGAUUCAGCUUGUACAUGAGUAUUAUCUUCAAGAAUACCCCUUCAGAACCUGGGGUACCUUAUUUUUAAUGACUUUAUUAAUGGCAGAUUUUCAGCCUUUUGACAACAGUCAGAAAUCUUUCAGAGCCAGGUUUGGUGAAUAAGUUUUAGUCCAUGAUAGCUGGUGGAAACAAUGGCUGUUAGCCUGAAAGAAGUAACCUUAAUAGUCAGUGUGGUUAUAGCCUGCUAUUGGAAUAGCCUCUUCUGUGGUUUUGUUUUUGAUGAUGUUUCAGCAAUAUUGGACAACAAAGAUUUACAUCCUUCUACACCUUUAAAAAACUUAUUUCACAAUGACUUCUGGGGAACUCCUAUGUCUGAGGAAAGAAGUCACAAAUCUUAUCGUCCUUUAACAGUAUUGACGUUUCGUUUAAACUAUUUAUAUAGUGAAUUAAAACCAGUGUCUUAUCAUUUGCUAAAUCUCAUUUUUCAUGCUGUGGUUAGUGUGGUCUUCCUUAAAGUCUGCAAAUUAUUUCUGGACUCCAGGAGUAGUAUAAUUGCCUCCUUGAUGUUUGCUGUGCACCCUAUACACACAGAAGCGGUAACAGGUGUUGUAGGAAGAGCAGAACUUUUAUCAUCAAUCUUUUUUCUAACUGCAUUUUUGUCAUACACAAAAUCUAAAGGUCCAAAUAAUACCAUAGUAUGGACUCCAAUUGCAUUGACUGUGGUUCUAGUAGCUAUUGCCACGUUAUGUAAAGAGCAAGGGGUCACUGUCGUGGGGAUAUGCUGUGUCUACGAAGUGUUUAUAGCGCAAGGAUAUACCUUGCCAUUAUUAUAUACUACUGCUAUGCAGAUUCUUCGUGGAAAGGGCAGUAUUCCUUUUUCUCUGCUGCAGAUUCUGCUAAAACUUAUUGUUUUGAUGUUCAGCACACUGUUGCUUGUUGUGAUUAGAGUCCAGGUUAUUCAGUCUCAACUUCCAGUAUUUACAAGGUUUGAUAAUCCAGCAGCUGUAAGCCCAACUCCUACAAGGCAAUUGACUUUUAACUAUCUCCUUCCUGUAAAUGCUUGGCUUCUGUUUAAUCCCUCAGAACUGUGCUGUGAUUGGACAAUGGGAACAAUACCACUUAUAGAAUCCUUUUUAGACAUUCGAAAUCUUGCCACAUUUGUUUUCUUUUGCUUUUUGGGAUCACUAUUAAUAUUCAGUGUUCGAUAUCCUGGUAAUUCUUCAAAGACUGUGUUAAUGGCAUUAUGUUUAAUGGCAUUGCCAUUUAUUCCUGCAUCAAACCUCUUUUUUCCAGUUGGCUUUGUGGUUGCAGAGCGAGUAUUGUAUGUACCAAGCAUGGGAUUCUGUAUUUUAGUUGCUCAUGGAUGGCGGAAAUUAUCCAAAAGAAAUGUGCUAAAAAAGCUAUCGUGGGUUUGUCUGUCUAUAGUGGUAAUCACUCAUGCCUUAAAAACGCUUCACAGAAACUGGGACUGGGAAUCUGAAUAUACCUUGUUUAUGUCUGCCUUAAAGGUAAAUAAAAAUAACGCCAAAUUAUGGAAUAAUGUGGGUCAUGCUUUGGAAAAUGAAAAGAAUUUUGAGAGAGCCUUAAAAUACUUCCUACAGGCAACACAUGUUCAGCCAGAUGAUAUUGGGGCUCACAUGAAUGUAGGAAGAACUUAUAAAAAUUUAAAUAGAACCAAAGAAGCUGAGGAAUCUUAUAUGAUUGCUAAAUCACUGAUGCCACAAAUUAUUCCAGGCAAAAAAUAUGCUGCACGAAUUGCUCCUAACCAUUUAAAUGUUUAUAUUAAUCUUGCCAACUUGAUUCGUGUAAACGAGUCUCGACUUGAAGAAGCAGAUCAAUUGUAUCGACAAGCAAUUAGUAUGCGACCAGAUUUCAAACAGGCUUAUAUUAGCAGAGGAGAAUUACUUUUAAAAAUGAAUAAACCUUUAAAAGCAAAGGAAUCAUAUCUUAGGGCAUUGGAUCUUGACCGAAGCAAUGCAGACCUCUGGUACAACUUGGCAAUUGUUAAUAUUGAACUUAAAGAAUCAACUGAAGCCCUUCGAAACUUUGACCGGGCUUUGAAGAUGAAUCCUAAUCAUAAAUUAGCACUAUUCAAUUCUGCCCUACUCAUGCAAGAAUCUGGUGAAGCUAAAGUUAGGCCUGAAGCAAAGAAACGACUGCUCAACUAUGUAAGUCAAGAACCCCAUGAUGCAAAUGGCUACUUCAAUCUGGGCAUGCUAGCUAUGGAUGACAAAAAAAGCAGUGAAGCUGAGAUGUGGAUGAAGAAAGCCAUCAAGCUGCAGGCAGGCUUCAGAAGUGCUUUGUUCAACUUGGCUCUUCUAUAUUCUCAGUCCUCAAAGGAAUUAAUGGCUUUGCCCGUGCUGGAAGAGCUCCUUCGCUACUACCCAGAUCACAUCAAAGGUCUCAUCUUAAAGGGAGACAUUCUGAUGAAUCAGAAGAGAGACAUAGUUGGAGCAAAAGAAUGUUUUGAAAAGAUUGUAGAAAUGGAUCCCAACAAUGUCCAAGGAAAACACAAUCUUUGUGUUGUUUAUUUUGAGGAGGGGGACUUGAUCAAAGCAGAAAAAUGCCUACUUGAGACACUUGACUUAGCACCACAUGAAGAAUAUAUACAUCGUCAUUUGAACAUAGUAAGAGUUAAAAUUUCUUCCGCUGGUGGUGGAGAACGGUUAUAUCUUCCACCAGCUGGGACCACUCGUGUAGAAGGGAGCAAAAAAACUCCAUUUGAAAACUUAGACGAAAUAAAAAGUGAACACAAAUCCACCGAGACAGUGCAAAAUGAUAAUAACAAAAGUCCGUCUCAAUUGAACACACAAUCAGAAGAAAAUACAGAGAAAGAAAACAAAAAAACAACAAAAGAAAUCAGUGACAUUGAAAAAAAAAGAGUUGCUGCUUUAAAAAGACUAGAGGAGAUAGAACGUAUUUUAAAUGGCGAAUAACCUUAUUCUUUAUUACGAUAACAACAGUAUGGAAAAUAACCUUAAUUUGUAGCAUUUAAAUUAAAGUUUGCUCAAACUAGAUGUUUCAGAAAGUGGAAAGAAUACAUAACAGCCUAUAAUAAGUUAUUUCUCUAUCUGUGGAGAAUAAUAGAUCAACUUAAUUUUAUGUAUUAGGUUGAAUUGUGGGAUUGUUUUGAAUAUGAGAGAAAUUUAUUAAGUCAAAAGUGGAGAAAUCAUUGUUUUUAAAAAGCCCAGAGGAAAUUUCUAAUGGCAAAAAAAUUGUUGGAUAUUGUCAAUUGGAAACUAUCCCACAGAG